Schizophyllum commune H4-8 is the source of this 791-nucleotide messenger RNA. RefSeq lists its product as uncharacterized. Bases 6 to 716 code for a protein of 236 amino acids. Gene Ontology annotation, biological process: maturation of LSU-rRNA; maturation of 5.8S rRNA. Gene Ontology annotation, cellular component: preribosome, large subunit precursor. The transcript has 3 exons. Lineage: Eukaryota; Fungi; Basidiomycota; Agaricomycetes; Agaricales; Schizophyllaceae. The record is from RefSeq and is a predicted model, not a curated record.
CCCCCAUGCCGUCCUCGCCUCAGCCAGCGCAGAAGCGCCGAAAACUCACGGAGGACACUGAGGUCGCACUCUCUGCCUCGGAGGGGGAAGAGGGAUAUGAAGCACCCUCAAACUCCGAUGGGAGCGACGCCGACUCUGGCUCUGACGAGCCUGAUACUGCAGACGAGAUCGAGGACAUCAAGCGCCAGAAAUCUCGUCAAACCUCGAAACGAAAGAUCCGCGCGACUGGGCCAGCCGCAUUUGGUGCGACUCUGCAGUCCUUGCUAGACACGGAGACACCAUCCACUCUUCCUCUCUCGCUCAAACCGUCUGUGGCGCGCAAGAAGAAUGACGAAAAACUGGAACAACGCGCCAAGAAGGCCCUGCUCUUCGAACGGAAGGAGAAGGAGGACAAGAACCACAUCUCCGACGUGAUAGGUGGAUGGGGAGCGGAGGGGGAGCGCGCAUUGCGCAAAGUCGCCCAGCGCGGAGUCGUAAAGCUGUUCAACGCCAUACAACAGGCUCAAGCGCAAUCAGAAGCUGUCACGGAACAGAAAAAGGCGCAACGCGGGACGGGCAAGCAGACGUUAGCAGCGCCCGCGGAGCCGAUCCCGGCGAAGGGGAAGACGAAAGCCAAAAACAAGGACAACAUCAUCGGACGGGGCAAGGAUGCUGCCGUCGAAAAGGACAAGUUCUUCGAUCUCAUCAGGUCUGGGGGUACUGUGUCGAAGGCAUGAGCUGCUGCAAUGUAUACAUGUACUUCUCUGUCCACUCUACGCCUUUUGCGCGUCAUGCCCCCAAUUCUUCAGGCU